Cygnus olor (mute swan) is the source of this 1452-nucleotide messenger RNA. It is a transcript of the gene HARBI1, whose product is annotated as harbinger transposase derived 1. The transcript has 2 exons. The coding region runs from base 1 to 1047 and encodes 348 amino acids. The record is from RefSeq and is a predicted model, not a curated record. NCBI's taxonomy places the organism in Eukaryota, Metazoa, Chordata, Aves, Anseriformes, Anatidae.
AUGGCCGUGCCCAUCGCGGUGCUGGACUGCGACCUGCUGCUGUACGGCCGCGGGCACCGCACGCUGGACAGGUUCAAGCUGGAGGAUGUCACGGACGAGUACCUGGUGUCCACGUACGGCUUUCCCCGACAGUUCAUCUACUACCUGGUGGAGCUGCUGGGAGCCAGCCUCUCGCGCCCCACGCAGCGCUCCAGGGCCAUCAGCCCGGAGACGCAGAUCCUUGCCGCGCUGGGUUUCUACACCUCCGGCUCCUUCCAGACCCGCAUGGGGGACGCCAUUGGCAUCAGCCAAGCCUCCAUGAGCCGCUGCGUUGCCAACGUCACCGAGGCGCUGGUGGAAAGAGCCUCGCAGUUUAUUCGCUUUCCUGAGGAUGAAGCCACGGUGCAGAGCCUGAAGGAUGACUUCUACGGGCUGGCGGGCAUGCCGGGGGUGCUGGGGGUGGUUGACUGCACCCACGUGCCGAUCAAAGCGCCGAACGCCGAGGACCUGUCCUACGUGAACCGAAAGGGCCUCCACUCCCUGAACUGCCUGAUGGUGUGCGACGCCAGAGGAGUCCUGCUGAGUGCAGAAACGCACUGGCCAGGCAGCCUGCCUGACUGCACCGUGUUACAGCAGGCAGCCCUUACAAGCCAGUUCGAAAAUGAGCUACAUAAAGAUGGCUGGCUACUUGGUGACAGCUCCUUCUUUCUCCGAACCUGGCUGAUGACCCCUCUGCACAUCCCCGAGACACCCGCGGAAUAUCGCUACAACAUGGCGCACUCCGCCACCCACAACGUCAUUGAGCGGACGUUCAGAACCAUUCGAUCGCGCUUCCGCUGCCUGGAUGGGUCCAAAGGCACCCUGCAGUAUUCCCCAGAGAAAUCCAGCCACAUCAUUCUGGCCUGCUGCGUGCUUCAUAACAUCUCUCUGGAACACGGGCUGGACGUGUGGUCCUCCCCGGCCACAGGACACGUGGAGCAGCCCGAAGAGGAGUAUGAGCAGAUGGAAUCAAUGGACUCGGAAGCCUGUCGUAUUCGUCAGGAGCUUCUGCUUACUCACUUUAGCUAGUGUUGUGACAGCAGGAAGGCUUUAACGGUUCAUCUGAGAAGAUACAGAGAGCAGCUGUGUCCCUCUUCUUAAGUUUGUAAUGACUAUGCGGGUGUGGGACGAGGAGAAAUUUUAUUCACUUCAUUUCAGGGGGUAUUAUGAGCUUCUCUUGAUCUCCUCAUAGGUGUCAUUUAAUUGCUAAACUUUUACUGUUAUUGAUGCUUAUAGACUCCCCUUUCACCUGAUAUAGGGAACAAUGACUGUAAUGUGAGAUCAGUGGAGAAACUCGGGACGUUGUCUUUGAUAACAAUGGAAAAUCUGUAAGCGUUGCACUAUUUUACAAAGCAACAAUUCUAUGCCUCUUUGUAACCCAAAUCACAGUUGAUUUUGAAACAGCAUUUCACACAAAUUAAACUUCCGUGUGGA